AUUUGAAAGAGGACGCUCCCGAAUCGUCAUUGAUAAUUCAUUGCAUUAUACGUGGUUCUCUGGGAGAAGAAACUAAACGCCGCGAGGACAACUACAUUUGAGGAGUCGUUUCGCGUGGAGAUUCUCUUUAAAUCAGCAUUUCACAGUAUUCCUGUGACGUCCAAAAGGAGCGGAGGCAGAACUUCAUCCACAGCUCAGUCUCUCUCACACACACAGAUUAAAUGAGUAAUCCUGCUGAAGGCAUGGAUCCCACCCCAGCUGAGAUGAAUGCUAUUCCCAACGGGAAAGGACACGAAACCGCCGAGGAGACGGCUACCCCCAUAAAAGCACAAUCAGAAGACACGGCUCAGGAAAUUGUACCUAAUAGUACCCAAAAUGCCAGCCCUCACAGAACUGGAGAUGGAGAGGCAAAUCUGGCAGAAAGUCAAGAGUUCCUGUCAAACAUGGAUGACAAGAAAACCCCUCGAUUCACAGAUUUUGAGGGGAAGACCUCCUUCGGCAUGUCUGUCUUCAACCUUGGGAAUGCCAUUAUGGGCAGUGGAAUUUUGGGACUAGCAUACGCCAUGGCCAACACUGGAAUCAUCUUGUUCUUGUUCCUUCUCACUGCGGUGGCUGGCCUCUCUUCUUACUCCAUCCAUUUGCUGCUCAAAUCCUCAGGGGUCGUGGGGAUCAGAGCCUAUGAACAGCUGGGUUAUCGGGCUUUUGGCACCCCAGGCAAGAUGGCCGCCGGCAUUGCUAUCACUCUACAGAACAUUGGAGCCAUGUCCAGCUACCUGUAUAUAGUCAAAUACGAGUUUCCUUUGGUUAUUCAAGCCUUCCUCAAGGUGGAUAAUCCGUCUGGUGAGUGGUUUCUUAAUGGAAACUACCUGGUCAUUAUUGUGUCCGUCAGUGUCAUCUUGCCGUUAGCCCUGAUGAAACAGCUUGGUUACCUAGGUUACACGAGUGGCUUCUCUCUCAGCUGCAUGGUGUUUUUCCUCUUAGCGGUCAUCUAUAAGAAAUUCCAGGUGCCUUGUCCUUUUGUGGACUUUGCCCUCAACAGGACGGCUGUGCUGAACACCAGUGCCGUGGCUGACCCCGGAGGAGCUGACCACGUCCACGAAGAUGACCCCUCCUGCACACCACGCAUGUUCAACCUCAAUUCACAGACGGCCUAUACCAUUCCCAUCCUGGCGUUCGCCUUUGUGUGCCACCCCGAGGUCCUGCCCAUCUACACGGAGCUACGCAACCCCACCAAGAAAAAGAUGCAGCAUGUUGCCAACAUCUCCAUUGCAGUCAUGUACAUCAUGUACUUCCUGGCUGCUCUCUUUGGAUAUCUGACCUUUUAUGUGAAAGUGGAGGCCGAGCUCUUACACACGUACAGUCGGAUCGACCCUUACGACACCCUGAUCCUGUGUGUGCGUGUGGCCGUGCUAACUGCUGUCACACUCACCGUGCCCAUAGUGCUCUUCCCCGUGAGGAGAGCACUGCAGCAGAUGCUUUUCCCUAACAAGACUUUCUAUUGGCCGCGUCACAUUGGCAUUGCCGUCACGCUGCUCACUCUUAUCAACCUGCUGGUCAUCUUUGCUCCCAACAUCCUGGGCAUCUUUGGUGUCAUUGGCGCCACAUCGGCCCCCUGUCUCAUCUUUAUCUUCCCUGCUGUAUUUUACAUCCGUAUCAUACCCAAAGAGGACGAGCCCAUGCGCUCCCCACCCAAAAUUUUGGCUGCCUGUUUUGCAGGCCUUGGCUUCCUGUUUAUGAUAAUGAGCUUGAGCUUUAUCAUCAUUGAUUGGACGACAGGGAGCAGCAAGUCCAGCAGUGGUCAUUAAGCCCAUUCCAUCGCUGUUAUGUUGUACUUUUAAACUUAUACUUUAAUUCCUGAAAAAAAAAAAUCGAUGGUUUAAGAGGAUGCACAGUCUCUCAGUGGAAAGUUGCAGCAUGGCCAGUAUAUCUCAACUCUGAACGCCAGAUGUGAAGAAUGUCAGGUUCUCUCUUCGGCCGUUUUGCUUUGACAGGUGCACCGCAGAUGGCCUGUUUCAAAGGCAAUGUCAGUGGGUCUAAAGCUGGAGUUUUCUGCAGAGACGGACUGUGCUUUCUCUAUAAUCAUACUAUCAAGCCGCCUUGCGGGCGCGUCUCUCCCCUUGCCAUAACUUUUCAUACAGUACAGUUUUAUACGUCAGUUACUUUUUUUUCUUUGUCGGUAUUUGACCUGUAGUCUAAACCUGCGACGGUAAACCAGGCAGUUAUCUUCUUUGUAAUUCGCAGUUAUCCCGUGGUACUCUUGUCAGCUGUGACACAUUAUUACAGAGCAUUACAAUAUCUCGUGCAAUACCUUUAGGAAAAAAAAAAAAAAAGUUGCAGCACAACCUUUUGGAUGGAUGGAGUUGUUUCCGUGGCAACUCCACCUUCUGGUUCAUUGUAGUGCCCCGCCCUGCUGCUGGCCUGGUGCCGGCAUCCUCCCCUUCUUUUCAAACCCAAACACGGAAACAGAAGACGCAUAUGCAACUGUACAUACAGCGAGUCAAAGACGACACUAUUAGACAACUUUAAAUAUAUAUAUAUAUACGGAGCUAUAUAUUUU
Chanos chanos (milkfish) is the source of this 2557-nucleotide messenger RNA. RefSeq names its product solute carrier family 38 member 3a (gene slc38a3a). NCBI's taxonomy places the organism in Eukaryota, Metazoa, Chordata, Actinopteri, Gonorynchiformes, Chanidae. The transcript has 17 exons. Gene Ontology annotation, molecular function: L-histidine transmembrane transporter activity; L-glutamine transmembrane transporter activity; L-asparagine transmembrane transporter activity. Gene Ontology annotation, cellular component: plasma membrane. Bases 222 to 1805 code for a protein of 527 amino acids. Gene Ontology annotation, biological process: histidine transport; asparagine transport; amino acid transmembrane transport. The record is from RefSeq and is a predicted model, not a curated record.